This is a messenger RNA of Saccharomycopsis crataegensis, 1026 nucleotides long. RefSeq names its product 8-oxo-dGTP diphosphatase (gene PCD1). NCBI's taxonomy places the organism in Eukaryota, Fungi, Ascomycota, Saccharomycetes, Ascoideales, Saccharomycopsidaceae. Gene Ontology annotation, molecular function: coenzyme A diphosphatase activity. The record is from RefSeq and is a predicted model, not a curated record. Gene Ontology annotation, biological process: coenzyme A catabolic process. Bases 1 to 1026 code for a protein of 341 amino acids. The transcript has a single exon.
AUGAGUACCGAGGCUUGCUUCUUACCGAAUGUUAUUUCAUACAAGCCACUAUAUUAUCACUCAAACACCAAGACAACGGUCUGGCAUAAGCUUCCAAUAUCAAGAAGGUCAGCAGUUUUGGUAAUUCUAUUUCUUGGAAGGUGUGGAGAACUUAGAGUGAUUUUGACGAAAAGAUCAAGGUCGCUUAGAAACUUUUCCGGUCACGUAUCUUUUCCCGGCGGGAAAGCUGAUAAUGGUUUGGAAUCAGAGUGGGAAACAUCACGAAGGGAGGCAUUUGAAGAAAUUGGAUUUCCAAAAUCAGACGAAGAGCUAUCGAAGCUUGGACUCAAGCUCGAGAAGUUGAACUUUUUACCGUGUUUUGUAGCUAGAACCGUGUUAGCUGUCAGACCUUGUGUUGGGAUAUUGAGAACUCUGUCAGAUGAGCUCAAUAUUUUGGAUAAAUCAUUGCAAUUUAGUCUAAACCCUGGAGAAAGUUCGAGCAUUUUUUCAGUCCCAUUGAGGGAUUUCUUUGACCAAAGGAAAAUCAAGAGUGUUAGCAAAGAAGCCAAUUUGAAAAUUGAGCUCCAAGAGAAGUCUAGUGAAUAUCUUGAGAAACGGGCAGUUAACACAAGUUGGGCAGGAAUCAAAUGGUGUUUAAGAUCGCUAAUAUAUCCACAGAGUAAUCACGAAAAUGAAGCUACUUGGUUAGCUGAUGUCGAUGACUUAUCCUCUGAAGAUGAGAGUAGUAAUGCAGGUGCACAGAACCAACAAGUUAGGAACGUGUGGGGACUCACUGCCAAUAUCUUGUAUGAGCUAGCACAGAUAGCUUACAAAGGACAAGAAUACUGGGACAAGAAAAGGAAUAUCGGAGAAGAAGAGCUACUCUAUUCAUUGUCUACAAGUGGAGGCCAACUUAAGGAUGGCAAAAGAAGUGACUUUGAAGUCGGUAUCAUUAAUGGUGACAAGAAAACUUCAUUUGGUGAUGUCUUACCAAAAGAUGAAGAAAAAAGAUUAAUAGAAAUUUACAAUAAUGGCUCAAAAAUAUAA